AUGAGAGGAUGCACAGAAGAAAAAGAGGGGGCUGGGAAGAGAACAAAGGAAAAGACAGAAAGUGCACGUCAGAACAAGCCUGUUGGUUGGGCUGUGGUGGUGGAUGGGUGGAGAGCUCCAAGGGGAAUCCUUCCUCAUCCAUAUCUCUCUUUCUCUCUCUCUCAUGCACAUAUACACAUGUCUUAA
Prunus armeniaca (apricot) is the source of this 186-nucleotide messenger RNA. NCBI's taxonomy places the organism in Eukaryota, Viridiplantae, Streptophyta, Magnoliopsida, Rosales, Rosaceae. The record is from the annotation of a GenBank genome assembly.